This is a messenger RNA of Diaporthe citri, 1590 nucleotides long. RefSeq lists its product as uncharacterized. NCBI's taxonomy places the organism in Eukaryota, Fungi, Ascomycota, Sordariomycetes, Diaporthales, Diaporthaceae. The transcript has a single exon. Gene Ontology annotation, molecular function: methionyl-tRNA formyltransferase activity. Gene Ontology annotation, cellular component: mitochondrion. Bases 1 to 1590 code for a protein of 529 amino acids. The record is from RefSeq and is a predicted model, not a curated record. Gene Ontology annotation, biological process: conversion of methionyl-tRNA to N-formyl-methionyl-tRNA; biosynthetic process.
AUGCCACCACCAAUCCGCAGGCUGGUGCUCCAGCGUCACAGGCCCAGGGCCGUGCCGGGUUUAAUCCACGCCAGCCCGUCACUUACAACACACGCCCGCCACACGUCAUCGUCGACGACAGGAACAGCAACAGAAACAACAACACCACAGUCAGAUUCCGCCAAGACAUCCUCACCCUUUGGUCCAUGGCGCAAGCUACCCCCGACCGAACCCCUGCGCAUCCUCUUCUGCGGCUCCGAUGAGUUCAGCUGCGCAUCCCUGCGGGCGCUGCACAAGCUGCAGGCGGACAAGCCCAAGCUGAUCAAGUCGAUCGACGUGCUGGUGCGGCCGGGCAAGCCCGCGGGGCGCGGCCUCAGGCGGAUCGCGACGGGGCCCCUGUUCAACCUGGCCGAGGAGCUGGGGCUGCCGGUGCACAAGCGCGACACCUUCACGGGGUGGGAGCUGCCGCCCCCCGGCCACGUCCGGCACCACGAGACGGGCGAGGUGCGGCGGCACCCGGCGGCGCACGAGAACUCGCACCGCCAGCCCUUCAACCUGGCCAUCGCCGUCAGCUUCGGCCUCUUCGUGCCGCCGCGCGUGCUGCGCUCCCUGCGCUUCGGCGGGCUCAACGUCCACCCCUCCAUGCUGCCCGACCUGCGCGGGCCCGCGCCCCUGCAGCACGCCCUGCUGCGCGGCAGGACCCACGCCGGCGUAACCCUGCAGACCCUGCACGAGAAGGACUUUGACCGCGGCGCCGUCCUCGCCCAGACGCCCUGGCCGGGGCUGCCCGUGCCCGAGGGCUGCGACGUGCGCCAGCUGCACGACCUGCUCGCCGAGAAGGGCGCCGGGCUCCUCGUCGGCGCGCUCGAGAGGCGCCUCUUCGUCCCGCCGCUGCAGCUGGUCGGGUGGCAGCCCACGGAAGAGGACCUGGAUCGCGGCCUCGUCCACGACGCGCCCAAGGUGAGGAAGCUGGACUCCAUGGUCGACUGGGCGUGCUGGACCUGGGGCAGGGACAAGACGCUGUACCCGGAUGGCUGGACCGCCGCCGAUCUGGCGAGGAGGUUCCGCGCCGUCGGCGUCAAGCUCCCCGGCGAGGGGAACACGGGCAUGUGGACGCACGCCGUCACGCGGGUGGCCCCACAGGAAAAGCGGCUCAUCUUCGAGGACGUCGAGGCCGUCGAGUGCCCCGAGAGCCUGAGGGAGGUGGUGCUGACCAUCGCGCAGGCCAAACUGUCGGGGCCGGCGCCGUGGCUGGUGGAGCAGACGAGGAGUCAACAGCUGCCAGCAAACAUCCAGAACGUGGUCUUCGCGGAGAUGGAUGCUCUCGAUACGCAAAAGGUGGCCGACUUCAGGCUGCCGUACCUGGCGGACGAGUACACUGAUGUCAUCAUUCCUAUCAAGGUACCAUACCGUAUCAUCGAUGGGCAAGUGAGCCCCGCGCAUGAGAAGGGCCAACUGGACGCCAUCAGAAUCAAAAAGAUCAAGGUUGAGGGUAUGAACAGCAAGCUGGCCGCCCAUGCCAUAUCCCAUUUCAAGGAGCCCAAAUUGAACGUCAGAGAUAUCUCGACGAUGGACUACAGCAUGGAGACUCUCACGAAACUCGUCGAAUAA